Molecule: messenger RNA, 908 nt
Organism: Acanthisitta chloris (rifleman)
Lineage: Eukaryota; Metazoa; Chordata; Aves; Passeriformes; Acanthisittidae
Product: membrane progestin receptor gamma-B-like
Cellular component (GO): membrane
Molecular function (GO): signaling receptor activity
Source: RefSeq, a predicted model, not a curated record
AUGCUGAGCCUCAAGUUGCCUCGACUGCUCAGUGUCCACCAAGUGCCUAAGGGGUACCAAGAGCAGGGGAUCCUCUUUGGGUACCGCCCCCCCAGCAGCUCAGCAGCAGAUUGUCUCCUCAGCGUCUUCCAGAUGACCAAUGAGACCCUCAACAUCUGGACACACUUCGUGCCUGCCUGGUACUUCGUGUGGACACUGGUGGGGCAGCUGAGGGGACCAGAGGCACAGGAGGACCCUCAUGCCUGGCCUCUCCUUGCCUACCUGCUGACCUGCUGCAUCUACCCCUUGGCCUCCAGCUGUGCCCACACCUUCAGCACCAUGUCCACUCGUGCCAGACACAUCUGCUACUUCUUUGACUACGCAGCACUCAGCAUGUACAGCUUGGGAUCUGCCCUGGCUUACUCAGCUUACAUCUUCCCAGAGGAAUGGAUCGACAGCACAUUCCAUCACUGCUAUGUGCCCAUGGCAGUGCUGAACACUGUGCUCAGCACCAGCCUGUCCUGCUACUCCAGGUUCCUAGAGGUGGAGCAUCCCAGGCUUAGCAAAGCUUCUCGCACGUUGGCCUUUGUGUACCCAUACCUCUUCGACAGCAUCCCCCUCUUCUACAGGUUCUACCUGUGCAUGGCUGAAGGUUGCUCAGAGGGUUCCAUCCUGCUGCACUACAAGCACACAGUCUGUGCCUUCCUCACCUGCUUCAUCUUCGCCAGUCACCUGCCAGAGAGACUUGCCCCAGGCCACUUCGACUAUAUUGGACACAGCCAUCAAGUGUUCCACGUCUGCGGCAUCCUGGGCACCCACUUCCAGCUGGAAGCCAUCAUGCUGGACAUGGCUGAGAGGCACAGCUUGGCCCUUUCCCUGCCUCCCUCCUCCCUGCAGACCCUCAUCCAUGGCCAUCAGCAUGGCCUUGA